UUAAUUUCUGAUUGGGAGGAGGAGGAGAAGAAGAUGAGGGUUCUGUUGCUCAGCAACACCACACUCUCACUCUCACCACCGCCCUUAUCGGAAACCCUAAAAUCCCCGAUUCGAUCCAAUUUCAAGCGAAAUUCGAUCAAUUGGGCCGAGAAAGCUCUUGUUGGAGCCCUAGGUGGGGCUCUGUCGCUGUGUCUUUUGGUCUCUUCGCCUUCGCCUUCCAUAGCAAUUGAGCCUUCUCCUUCUUCUUCUCCGCCGUCGACGGAGUAUUGUCGCGAGGAAGAAGGAGGUGAAGCGGCGGAGUUUUUGGUACCCGAAGCAGCGGUGGCGGUGACCAAUGAGGGGAUUGUGGAGGAGGCUUGGGAAAUUGUCAAUGACAGCUUUAUCAACACCGGCCGCUCGAGCUCAUUCCCUGAAACUUGGCAGAGGAAAAAGGAAGACAUAAGAAGUAGUUCAAUAAAGACAAGAGCUAAGGCUCAUGAUAUGAUUAAGCGAAUGUUGGCCAGCUUGGGUGACCCUUAUACGCGAUUUCUUUCCCCCGAAGAGUUCUCCAAGAUGGCGAGGUAUGACAUGAGUGGUAUUGGAAUAAACCUCAGGGAAGUCCCAGAUGAAAACGGAGAUGUGAAAGUGAAGGUACUAGGACUUGUACUGGAUGGUCCUGCACAAUCUGCAGGUGUGAGACAGGGGGAUGAAGUACUAGCUGUUAAUGGAUUGGAUGUGAAAGGGAAAUCAGCUUUUGAAGUAUCAUCAUUGAUGCAAGGCCCUAACGAGACGUUCGUUACUAUUAAGGUCAAGCACGGCAAUUGUGGGCCUAUUCAGUCUAUUGAAGUCCAAAGACAACUUGUUGCUCGAACCCCUGUCUUUUAUCGGUUGGAACAAAUAGAAAAUGGAACCAGAUCUGUCGGAUACAUGCGAGUAAAAGAGUUCAAUGCAUUGGCUAGAAAGGACUUGGUAAUUGCUAUGAAGCGGCUUCAGGACAUGGGUGCCUCAUACUUCAUUCUGGAUCUUAGAGAUAAUCGUGGUGGACUAGUACAGGCUGGAAUAGAAAUUGCCAAGCUAUUUCUAAAUCAAGGGGAGACGGUGAUUUAUACAGACGGGAAGGAUCCCGAAUACCAACAAAGCAUCGUUGCAGAUACUGCACCAUUAGUUACAGCACCUGUUAUUGUUUUGGUGAACAACAAUACUGCUAGUGCAAGUGAAAUUGUUGCUUCCGCUUUGCAUGAUAAUUGUAGAGGGGUUCUUGUGGGUGAACGGACAUUUGGCAAGGGUUUAAUUCAAUCUGUAUUUGAACUUCGUGAUGGCUCUGGCGUGGUUGUAACUGUUGGGAAGUAUGUCACACCAAAACACAAGGACAUAAAUGGCAACGGAAUAGAGCCUGAUUUUCAAAAAUUCCCAGCAUGGAGUGACGUCACGCAACGUCUUUCACAGUGUAGUAUGCUUCAGCGGGGAUAGAUCAGUGGUUGAGACGGUUCGUUCCUACCAUGAAAGCAGCAGCGGUAUUCGUCGAUAAUGUGUGCCUGCAACUGCACGAGAUGGCCAAUGUGUUUAGGACUCUUGAAUUUUGAGUUGUGUGAUGAAACAUAUCGCAGGAGUGCUCUGUGCUCGCAUGGGGAUUUUGCAUUGGAGAAGAACCUGGGGGAUGGCGGAAUAUACUAGUAUAGGAAAAUAUGCUAUACAUUUUUUAUUUAUUUUAGUUUUAUAGAUAAAAGUAUGUUUAAAAAUAAUAAACAAAAUAUAUCUAAAACUGCAUUUUAAAUCCAA
Messenger RNA from Pyrus x bretschneideri (Chinese white pear), 1758 nucleotides. RefSeq names its product carboxyl-terminal-processing peptidase 1, chloroplastic. NCBI's taxonomy places the organism in Eukaryota, Viridiplantae, Streptophyta, Magnoliopsida, Rosales, Rosaceae. Gene Ontology annotation, biological process: proteolysis. The record is from RefSeq and is a predicted model, not a curated record. The transcript is spliced from 12 exons. Gene Ontology annotation, molecular function: endopeptidase activity; serine-type peptidase activity; protein binding. Bases 34 to 1449 code for a protein of 471 amino acids.